Messenger RNA from Bactrocera tryoni, 1239 nucleotides. Its product is annotated as serine protease snake-like. The record is from RefSeq and is a predicted model, not a curated record. Bases 181 to 1239 code for a protein of 352 amino acids. Gene Ontology annotation, molecular function: serine-type endopeptidase activity. The transcript has 8 exons. Gene Ontology annotation, biological process: proteolysis. Lineage: Eukaryota; Metazoa; Arthropoda; Insecta; Diptera; Tephritidae.
UGUUAGCAAACUGUUCUCAAGCGUUUCAAAGCUUAUAGGCGUAACUCACUUAUUUUUAGCCGAACAUGUUUUAACAGCAAUUGUUUUCAAUUAGCAAUCUUAUGUUUGCCAACAGCAUUAAAUUCUCACAUUCAAGUUUUGUUUUCACUCGCAAUCAGUCAGUUGGAGAAGUUGGUGAAGAUGCCGCGCUUGCGCAAUUAUUCUAAACCUACAAUUUUUGGCAUCAUUAGUUGGUUGAUAUUGGUUGUUCACAUAUUUUCGCCAGUCGAUGCCUGCCAUAACAGUCAAGAGUGUUACACACCGCAAAACUAUAAGGGAUAUUAUUAUACACCUGAGGAAUUUCUAACCCUUACUGAUAGGCAGAAGUCCAAUUGCGAGGGUAAUUGUGUUGAUAAAAACGUGACGCUGAUUUGUUGCACUUUCAAUACUCAACCACAAAAAUAUCGCUUACUAUAUCAAUCAUGCUUAGACGCUCAUUUACCCUAUGGAUUUAUUACAUUUGGCGAAGUGGCCAAAGUAAAUGAGUUUCCAUUUAUGGCUGCUUUGGGCUGGCGUUUCACCAAAGAGGAUGGUACAGAGAGCAUAGCUUAUAGGUGUGGUGGAACUUUGAUCAGCAGCAGAUAUCUACUAACAGCGGCCCACUGCUUCUAUCAUUCCAGUGACCUUCCAGUUGUGGUGCGUCCAGGUGGUUUCGACCUAAAUAGCACCAGAGCGAUUGAUUAUGAUAUCGACCAGAUUAUUGAGCAUCCCAACUACAUAUAUCCUGGUCUAUACAAUGACAUAGCAAUCGUUCGUAUGGCAAAAGCAUAUAUUAACUACACGCCGAUUGUUGCUCGAGCGUGCGUGUGGUAUAGCCCACUGGCCGAGCAGGAAGUCACUGCCAUAGGCUACGGCAAUACGCAGUUUGCCGGUACCUCUUCGCCACUUCUAUUGAAAACUAGUUUAUCAACCAUAUCCAAUGAGGAGUGUAAUCAACAUUAUGAACAGGAUGAUGAAGUGCUCAGCUCGGGUGUAAUCUCUACACAAUUAUGCGCAAAAGAUUAUGAAAAGCUGCGUGAUACUUGUCAGGGAGAUUCUGGCGGUCCUUUGAUCGUGUAUGAAAAAAUCGACGGUUACUCUCGUAUGGCUUAUAUUGUGGGCAUUACGUCGUUUGGCAUUGGCUGCGGCACCGGUUUUCCGGGCAUUUACACGCGUAUUUCUGAUUAUUUUGAUUGGAUUGAGGAAACGAUUUUUAAAUAA